Molecule: messenger RNA, 1422 nt
Organism: Pseudozyma hubeiensis SY62
Lineage: Eukaryota; Fungi; Basidiomycota; Ustilaginomycetes; Ustilaginales; Ustilaginaceae
Exons: 1
Coding region: 1-1422 (473 amino acids)
Biological process (GO): DNA replication, synthesis of primer
Cellular component (GO): alpha DNA polymerase:primase complex
Source: RefSeq, a predicted model, not a curated record
AUGGACUUGGACGACGACCUUCCGGACAACGCCUUCACGUCCAUCGACGAACGUGCCAUCGAGAUCCGCGAUUCGUCGGACCCAAUGUCCAUGCUCAGCUUCUAUCGUCGACUGUUCCCCUGGAAGCAACUCUUCUCCUGGCUGAAUCACGACCUCGCCCACAUGGCUGCCACCAAGUGCUUCACCCAUCGCGAGUUUGCCUUUACGUUGCAGAACGAGGCUUACCUUCGCUACAACUCCUUUUCCUCUGCCGACGAGCUCAAGAAGGAAGUGUGCCGUCUCAACCCGGCGCGUUUCGAGAUCGGUCCCGUCUACACCGCCAAGCCGAAGGAUCGCAAGACCGUUCAAAAGGCGUCCUUCAAGCCGGUGCAGCGCGAGCUCGUGUUCGAUAUCGACAUGACCGAUUACGACGAGGUGCGAACGUGCUGCUCGGGCAAAGGCAUCUGCAAGCGCUGCUGGGCCUUCAUCGCCGUGGCUGUGCAGGUGCUCGACGAGGCUCUGAGGCAGGACUUUGGCUUCAAGCAUCUGCUCUGGGUCUACUCGGGUCGACGUGGUAUUCAUUGCUGGAUCUCGGACAGGGAAGCGUUCCAGCUGGCGGACGAUGCACGAAAGGCGAUCGUCGGCUGGCUCGAGGUGAUCAAGGGAGGGGCCAACCAGGUCAAGAAGGUCGACGCUGGGUGGGCGGGCAGCGCAGGAGGAAGGAGUCUCCAUCCGAGCUUGCGGCGCGCCAUCGGAGGCGAGGGCAGCGAGAGCGGACCUUUGAAGUUGGCAUUCGUCGACACGGUGCUCAAAGACCAGGACUGCUUCCGCUCGCCUGCGCAGUGGGACAUUUUGCUGCAAUUGCUGCCCUCCUCUGAAACGGAGGCCAUCGAAAAGCUGCGCUCCAAAUGGGAGCGAGCAUCGAGCCGCUCCAGUCUGGACAAGUGGCAGGACGUCAUGGAGUGCGCCCAACGAGCGGGCGAGUACAAGAGCGAACGCAUCUGGCGUCCUUGCCUCGAAGACAUCAUCCUGCAGUACACGUACCCACGCAUCGAUGCAGAGGUUUCCAAGCACCUCAACCACUUGCUCAAGUCGCCAUUCGUCGUGCAUCCAGCCACGGGCAGGGUGUGCGUGCCUCUCGAGCCGUCCAAGGUGUUUGAAUUCGACCCGGAAGCCGGCUGCCCAACGGUGGCACAGCUGCUUCGAGAGUUGAAUGCAUACGAGGCCGCCCACAAACAGGCCUCACCGGUGGUCAAGAGCAACUACAAGAACGAAGCCUCUCCCGCGGCGGGAACAGCAGGAGGUGAAAACGUCAAGCAGGAUUGGGAAAAGACGAGCUUGCGACCGUUUGUGCAGCUGUUCGAGAAGCACUGCAAUGCGAUCGCCAAGGAGACUCGUGCGUUGAGAAGGGCUCAGCAGGAACAGAACGCAACCGACUUUUAG